GGUGAAUGCAAUAUUUCCGAGUAUCUCCCCACAUGUUGAAAAAUGGAAACAAACAACAUACCACAUGUCCAAGCCAGAUUCUUUACAAAACAACCUCAGUUUUCAGUUCCAUCUGCACCAUUUUCUGUUCAAGCACAAGUUGGAACAUGUGACCUGAGUUCAUUGAUAAACAGUCUAUUAAAUGAGGGCGAUGGUGAGAAGACAAAUGUUGAUUUUGAUUUUUUAAUUGAUGGAGAAUUUCUGCGACUAAACUUAGAUAAGCAUCUAGAAAACAAAGGCAUAUCAACAGAGUCAUUGGUUGAUAUAGAAUACAUUGAAAAACAACAAGCUCCAGAACCAGAAGACUCACUAGUACACGAUGACUGGGUCAGUUGUAUACAGGGCUGUAAAGACUGCAUUUUGUCUGGGUGCUAUGACAACACAGUUAGACUAUGGUCAGUUAAAGGUAGUCCAUUUUUGACGAUCCCAGGACACUCAGCUCCUGUCAAGUGUGUUCAAUGGAUAACAGAUGAUGAUUCCACGGUGAAAACAUUUAUGUCAGGAUCACAUGAUCAGACAAUCCAUAUAUGGCAGUGGGACAGUGAAUCUAACUCAGUAGACUGUGUUGCUGCAUGUCGUGGACAUGCUGGUAGUGUGGAUUGUAUAAAUAUUGACCACACUAAACAAAGGUUUUGCAGUGGAUCCUGGGACAAAAUGUUAAAACUCUGGUCAGCAGAGUGUGAGGCUGUAGAAGAUGAAGAUCAAGAAGAUGUUCCUCAUAAGAAAAGAAAAACAUCAAGAAGAAAAGUGCAGACUCGGGUACCAAUCUUGACCCUGUCUGGUCACAACGAAGGUAUAUCAGCAGUAGAAUGGAUAGACACCAAUCAAAUCUGUACCUCAUCAUGGGAUCACACAAUCAAAACAUGGGACCUAGAACAAGCCGAGGAAAUCUCAUCACUGCAAGGAUCAAAAGUAUUUUUAGACAUGAGUUAUUCUCCAUUAAACAGACAAAUAGUAACUGGAUCAUCUGAUAGACAUGUUAGACUGUGGGAUCCAAGAAGUUCAGAUGGUGCUUUGGUAAAGAGUAUAUAUACAUCACAUACAGGAUGGGUGUCUAGUGUUUGUUGGUCCAAAACAAAUGAAUUCCUGUUUAUUUCUGGUUCUUAUGAUUCAGUAAUGAAACUUUGGGACACUAGAAGUCCAAAAGCCCCAUUAUACAACAUGACAGGCCAUGAUGAGAAAAUCCUAGCUGUUGAUUGGUCAAUACCAUCAUCCCUGUUGUCUGGUGGAGCUGAUAACCAUCUAAAAAUAUUUCAGUAUAAACAAUAAAAAAUAGUGAAACUAUUAAA
This is a messenger RNA of Mytilus trossulus (common blue mussel), 1328 nucleotides long. RefSeq names its product ribosome biogenesis protein wdr12-like. Gene Ontology annotation, biological process: ribosome biogenesis. Gene Ontology annotation, molecular function: protein binding. The transcript has 12 exons. Bases 43 to 1308 code for a protein of 421 amino acids. NCBI's taxonomy places the organism in Eukaryota, Metazoa, Mollusca, Bivalvia, Mytilida, Mytilidae. The record is from RefSeq and is a predicted model, not a curated record.